GCGUCUCUCGGCUAAACAGACGGAGAUUGGCCGGAGAGAAGUGGAGCUACUUUUACUUCGGAGCGAUUUCUCUUUCAACUUUGUUUUUCCUUUUGCUUUUGUCGACGCAGCGUCGAUCCUUUUUCUCGGUUGACUCGUCGAAGUUGAUUCCAGGAUGGUGAAGGUGUCUUUCAACUCUGCCCUGGCGCAGAAAGAUGCGAAAAAGGACGUGGAGACUCUGAUUCCCGAGGACGACCAAGACCCUGAAGCAGCCGUCCCGUUGCGUCAGCAGUCCCGGGCCUGGUGCUGGUGCAUGUGCCUGGGUUUGGCCCUCAUGCUGGCCGGCGUGGUGGUGGGAGGAGACUACCUGUACCGCUACUACAUCCAAGAGGAGGGCCAGGUGUUUGUGUGCGGGGUCAAGUACCGCCAGGAGGACUACAUGAUCCAGGACGAGGUGGAGGUGCCGCAGCACCAGGCGCGGACGCUGGAGGAGCGCAUCCAGGUGAACGAGCCCGAGGGCGUCGAGCUCAUCAACGUCCCCGUGCCCGAGUUUGACGACAGCGACCCGGCCGACAUCGUGCACGACUUCCACAGGAGGCUGACGGCCUACCUGGAUCUGAGUCUGAACAAGUGCUACGUCAUCCCGCUCAACACCUCCAUCGUCAUGCCGCCCAGAGACCUGCUGGAGCUGCUCGUCAACAUCAAGGCCGGCACCUACCUGCCUCAGUCCUACCUGGUGCACGAGGAGAUGGUGGUGACGCAGCGCCUGGAGAACAUCGACCAGCUCGGCUACUUCAUCUACAACCUGUGCCGCGGCAAAGAGACGUACAACCUGCAGCGCAGAGACAGGGUCCUGGGCAUUCAGAAGCGCGAGGCCCUGAACUGCCGCACCAUCCGUCACUUUGAGAACAAGUUUGUGGUGGAAACCAGGAUCUGUGAGCCGUGAAGCCGGCGGCUCGCCUCCUCACAGCAGCUCUUAACGUCACUGGCGUGCAGUGAGAUUGUUUUGGGGUUUUUUUUCCAUUUAAUUCUCUUUUCUGUCUCUUUUUUAAAAAAAACAAAAUUUGUUCUAUACUUCAGGUAGCUUGUGUGCGUGAGAGAGUUUAAAUGUGAAGCUGUUUUGGUAAAUGUUCCUCGAGCUCUCCGAGUGGGACGAGGUGGAGACUCGUGUGUUUUUUCACUUUAUGCAGGCGGCGGCGGCGGCGGCGGCGCUCUUCGGGUUUUGAAACAGUUGAGGGAAUCAUUUUUCUGACAUAACUAGCUAAAUAUCAGCCUGGCUGAUUAUUUAAUAGUUGUUUAAAUUAUUGUAAUCAAAAUUCUGCAAUUAUAGCAUGAUCAUAUAUUUUAAUAGAUAAAGGUAAAUUACAUCUACCCAUUUUUUUCCAGCUUAAAUGUAGAAAACUGCAGAAGAAAUUGAAACUUUUUUACCCUCAGCCUGAUUUUUGGAGCAGAUUGGUCCAGGGAGAUUUUUAUUUACUGUAUUUUGUCUGCUGUAGCUCUUAAUACACUGCACCUAUUAUUUCUUAACUGGAAGAUGAUGUUAAAAUAAGAGUGUGGAUGCCUGAUUCUCUUGUUAUGGUAAAAUAAGAAAAUAAAAAAAUAAUAGCAGGGAAGAAAAUCCAGUGAGAAACCAAGGACAUCCUGACAUUUAGCCUUAACAGAAUAAUGUUGUAUGUGAUAAUCUUCGAGCCGCUCACACGUCCCACAGUUAGACUGCAGCUGUUUUGAAAGAACGUCAAAAAAAAAGAAAUAAAUAAAAUAAAAUAAAUAAGAAUUCAUUGGCGAACAGAUUCCUCUGCCUAUUGAACGUUCACAGGAGGACACACACUUACGUUAACGUCUGUAAUCUUUUUCACAAAGUUCAUCUGUGAAAAUUUCAUUGUUUUUGAAUGUAUAAUUUUUUGAAUAACUCUCCUUAUUGUACUAAUUUGUAUAUAUAAUCUCUGUAAAGACACGAGCAGGCACACACCUCAAUAAAUCUU
Messenger RNA from Myripristis murdjan (pinecone soldierfish), 1961 nucleotides. RefSeq names its product integral membrane protein 2B. The coding region runs from base 155 to 925 and encodes 256 amino acids. Gene Ontology annotation, biological process: negative regulation of amyloid precursor protein biosynthetic process. Gene Ontology annotation, molecular function: amyloid-beta binding. Gene Ontology annotation, cellular component: extracellular exosome; Golgi apparatus; plasma membrane. NCBI's taxonomy places the organism in Eukaryota, Metazoa, Chordata, Actinopteri, Holocentriformes, Holocentridae. The transcript has 7 exons. The record is from RefSeq and is a predicted model, not a curated record.